AGAGCACCCUGUUAACCAAGGGACUUGGGUCAAUGGUAGUGCCUUAGCAUUCUGGUGUCAUGUGACUAAUUGCACUUCAGUCAGCCACAUCACUCUGUGAAUUGCUUUUCAGAUAAGUGAAGACAUAAAUCUGCCCUAGAAAGGUGUGUUGUAUGUCAAGUUGGGCAGAAGUUACUUCAGCUUGAUUCUGCUGUGUUACAACAGGCAGUCAUGGCGUUUAAUGGUACUUGGAAGGUGGAAAAAAGUGAAAACUAUGAGAAGUUCAUGGAGGUGAUGGGUAUCAAUUUAGUGAAGAGAAAGCUAGGAGCGCAUGACAACCUGAAGCUCACUUUCCAACAAGAGGGAAACAAGUUCACUAUCAAAGAGUCAAGCAAUUUCCGCACCAUAGAUAUAGUGUUCACGCUGGGAGUAGAUUUUGACUACAGUCUAGCUGAUGGAACUGAGCUCCAUGGUAACUGGAACAUAGAAGAUAAUAAACUUGUAGGCACAUUCAGAAGAAAAGAUAAUGGAAAGGAACUUCAGGCUUUCAGAGAAAUCAUAGGAGAUGAACUCGUUCAGACUUACAUCUAUGAAGGUGUCACAGCUAAAAGAAUCUUCAAAAAAGCUUGAACAGGAUUGAAACAUGAUGGAGGAGUUACUAUACACAUGGCAACUGUGCUUUUUACAACAAGCACACAGUAACUCAGUCUGUUAUUCUUUUACGGUAGAAGCGUAACUAAGACCUAUUUAUCUUAUGUCCCAUGUUUACUCAGUGUUACUAAGAGCUGUAAAGAAUACUUAGCUUUCAUAAUGGAAAUCAAUAAACUUGUUUCCUACACUA
This is a messenger RNA of Eublepharis macularius, 820 nucleotides long. It is a transcript of the gene FABP2, whose product is annotated as fatty acid binding protein 2. Lineage: Eukaryota; Metazoa; Chordata; Lepidosauria; Squamata; Eublepharidae. The coding region runs from base 211 to 609 and encodes 132 amino acids. Gene Ontology annotation, biological process: fatty acid transport. The transcript has 4 exons. The record is from RefSeq and is a predicted model, not a curated record. Gene Ontology annotation, molecular function: fatty acid binding. Gene Ontology annotation, cellular component: cytosol; nucleus.